AUUAAAAAUCUGUCAUUCAUUCAUCAACAAAAUAACAUCAUACAUCAACAAACAUAGAAAUCUAAAAGUGAAAAUUCCAGAAAAAGACAGCGGAUCCAGUUCAAACAGAGGAACCCCACACACGGGAUCAAGCUCUGUUCGUCACCUUCACCACCCUUUUCCUGAAAUUUCUCAGUUUCAGAAAAUUACCUAAGGGCAAGAAAACCCCAAAAAUGUUAAAUCUCCAGCUGGUCUCUUCUAAAAAAAAAUCACAAUCCUUCUCUUUCAGCCGCUCGAAAUCUCCUUCUAUUCCUCCCAAAACUCAGGCGAAAAACUCCUCAACAGAAAACCAGACCCCCCCUAAAGACCUCUGCCUCUUGCUCUAUAUAGACCCAAAUAACAGUACAAUAACAUAAAAAAAAUUUCUCUGAGGAUGCUAAUUGUUUGUUAUUCACUGUCUUUUCUGCAUGGCUGUAGCGUGCAGGUUGCAGGGCGCAGGAUUGGGCACUGGAGUGCAUGAGGCGCAGCAAGGUGCAGCAACAGGGGUGCAGGCUCGGUGCAGGGGAGUAGGUGUAGCAUGCGAGGGGGUGAUGAUGGCUAGCGUGCAGGGGCAUCAUUGCCGGCAGUGGGGCGCAGCAGGGCAAGCAGAGUGCAGGCGAUCUAGUGCAGAGCGCAGUAGCUGGUGCAGGAAGCAAGGCCGGGCGCAGCAGAGUGCAGGCUGGGGCAGAGUGCAGACGAUCUGGGCACAGAGCAGGGAGCAGGGGCGUAGGUGCAGGGCUGGUGCAGCAAGGCUGGGCGUGCGAGGGGGCGAUGAUGGCUCGGUGCAGAGGAGCUGGGUGCGGUGUAGAGGAUCUGGGCUGUGCAGGGGCGAGAGGAAGCUGGAGAUUGAUGCAGAGGAGCGUGGAGGCUGAUUUGGGAGAGAGAAAAGUAAAAGAAAAAUGGAAGAACAAGGUUCUUGAGAAAAAAAAAAGAUUUAAUCUUUUUUUCUUUUCUUUUUUUUUUUUUUGAUUAAAUGGGUUUGGUAUUU
Molecule: messenger RNA, 1006 nt
Organism: Rubroshorea leprosula
Lineage: Eukaryota; Viridiplantae; Streptophyta; Magnoliopsida; Malvales; Dipterocarpaceae
Source: the annotation of a GenBank genome assembly